Centropristis striata (black sea bass) is the source of this 3464-nucleotide messenger RNA. It is a transcript of the gene top3b, whose product is annotated as DNA topoisomerase III beta. Gene Ontology annotation, cellular component: nucleus. Gene Ontology annotation, biological process: DNA topological change. Gene Ontology annotation, molecular function: DNA binding; DNA topoisomerase type I (single strand cut, ATP-independent) activity. NCBI's taxonomy places the organism in Eukaryota, Metazoa, Chordata, Actinopteri, Perciformes, Serranidae. The transcript has 18 exons. The record is from RefSeq and is a predicted model, not a curated record. The coding region runs from base 236 to 2812 and encodes 858 amino acids.
CACCAACGAAGAAGAAGAAGGAGGAAGUGGCGUCAACUGUCAUGGCGGCUGUCGCGGUUGAACUAAAGCCUGUAAACAAGCAAUUGUAUGUCAAAUUAACCGUUUUUUCUCCACUGUGGAAUGUUUGUUGUUAGUAGUAACUGAUCGGGUUUGAGAUAACAGCAGCAACGUCACGUCUUCAGUGGUUUUAUUACCUGAGAGCUGAGAUAGCUUAGCUGUUAGCGCUUCAUCCAGGAUGAGGUGUGUGUUGAUGGUGGCAGAGAAACCUUCCCUGGCUCAGUCCAUCGCCAAGAUCCUCUCUAAAGGAAACUGUACGAGUCGUAAGGGGCUGAAUGGAGCGUGCUCAGUGCAUGAAUACCCCGGCAGCUUCCAGGGCCAGGCCGUACGCUUCAAGAUGACUUCUGUUUGUGGACAUGUGAUGAGUCUGGAUUUCAUUGGGAAGUACAACAACUGGGACAAAGUGGAUCCUGCAGAACUGUUCAGCAAAGCUCCCACAGAGAAAAAGGAGGCCAACCCCAAACUCAACAUGGUCAAGUUCCUCCAGGUUGAAGCCAGAGGCUGUGACUACGUGGUUUUAUGGUUGGACUGCGAUAAAGAAGGCGAGAACAUCUGUUUUGAGGUGCUUGAUGCCAUAGAGCCUGUGAUGAACAAGGGGAACGGCAGGGAGCGGACCGUUUACCGGGCCAAGUUCAGCUCCAUCACUGACACGGACAUCUGGAACGCCAUGAACUGCCUGGGAGAACCCAACCGCAACGAAGCCCUGUCAGUCGACGCACGGCAGGAGCUGGAUCUGCGCAUCGGCUGUGCUUUUACCCGUUUCCAGACCAAGUAUUUCCAGGGUAAGUACGGCAACCUGGACUCCUCUUUGAUCUCAUUUGGACCCUGCCAGACCCCAACACUAGGUUUCUGCGUGGAACGCCAUGACAAAAUCCAGUCCUUUAAACCAGAGACCUACUGGGUCAUCCAGGCAAAGGUGUUCAAAGGAAAGGACAGCCCACUGACCCUGGAUUGGAACAGGAUGAGGGUCUUUGACAGGGACGUGGGUCAGAUGUUUGUCAACCUGGCCAAGACUUCCAGGGAGGCCAAGGUGGAGUCAGUGAGUAAGAAGGAGAAGGCGAAGCAGAGGCCCCAGGCUCUCAACACAGUGGAGAUGUUGAGAGUGGCCAGCUCUUCCUUAGGCAUGGGUCCCCAGCACACCAUGCAGGUAGCAGAGCGCCUGUAUACUCAGGGCUACAUCAGCUACCCUCGUACUGAGACCACACACUACCCUGAGAACUUUGACCUGAAGGGGGCGCUGAAGCAGCAGACCACCAACCCCUGCUGGGCCGAGGAGGUUAAGGCUCUGCUUUCAGCUGGAAUAAACCGACCCAGGAAAGGAGCCGAUGCUGGAGAUCAUCCACCUAUCACUCCCAUGCGUUCUGCCUCAGAGGGGGAGCUGGGGAGCGAUGGCUGGCGGCUCUACGACUACAUCACACGCCAUUUCAUCGCCACUCUGAGUCAGGACUGCAAGUACCUCCAGACCACCAUAGACUUCAGCAUCGGCUCAGAGGCCUUCUCAUGUACUGGCAAAACACUGAUAUCACCAGGUUACACCACAGUGAUGCCGUGGCAGGGCAUCCCUCUGGAGGAGGCUCUGCCAGUCUGUGAGCGUGGAGACACUUUCACAGUAGACGAGAUCAAGCUGGUGGAGAAGCAGACCAGCCCCCCAGACUACCUGACGGAGGCCGAGCUCAUCACCCUCAUGGAGAAACACGGCAUCGGUACAGAUGCUAGCAUCCCCGUCCACAUCAACAACAUCUGCCAGAGGAACUAUGUGACCAUAGAGAACGGACGGAGGCUAAAGCCGACCAACCUGGGCAUCGUCCUGGUCCACGGCUACUACAAGACAGAUGCAGAGCUGGUGCUGCCCACCAUCCGUAGUGCUCUGGAGAAGCAGCUGAACCUGAUCUCUCUGGGGAAGGCGAACUACCAGCAGGUCCUGCAGCACACGCUGGAUAUCUUCAAGAGGAAGUUUCACUACUUUGUGGAUUCUAUCCCCAGUAUGGACGAGCUGAUGGAGGUCUCCUUCUCCCCCAUCGCUGCCUCGGGGAAGCCUCUGUCCCGCUGCGGCAAGUGCCACCGCUUCAUGAAGUACAUCCAGGCCAAGCCCAGCAGGCUGCACUGCUCCCACUGUGACGAGACCUACAGUCUGCCCCAGAACGGAGCCAUCAAGCUGUACAAGGAGCUGCGCUGUCCGCUGGACGACUUUGAGCUGGUGCUGUGGACGUCGGGGUCCCGGGGGAAGAGCUACCCGCUGUGCCUCUACUGCUUCAGCAACCCGCCUUUCAGGGACAUGAAGAAAGGUAUGGGGUGUAAUGAAUGCACCCAUCCGUCCUGUCAGCACUCUCUCAACUCUCUGGGCAUCGGACAGUGUGUGGAGUGUGAAAGUGGUGUUCUGGUGCUGGAUCCCAUCUCUGGACCUAAAUGGAGGAUGGCCUGUAAUAAAUGCAACGUGGUGGUGCACUUCUUUGAACACGCACACAGAGUGCAGGUUUCUCAGGAGAGCUGUGAGGUCUGUGAUGCGUCUCUGGUCGCCGUCGACUUCAACAAGACUCGUACUCCACUUCCUGCCGGAGAGACUCAACACACCGGCUGUGUGUUCUGUGAUCCGAUCUUCCAGGACCUGGUGGAGCUCAAACACGCCACCAUGAGGCACGCCAUGUACCGCGGUGGGGGAGCGAGGCGAGGAGGACGCGGGCGGGGCAGGGGUCGCCGCGGCAACCUGAGAAAACCCAAAGACAAGAUGGCUGCUCUGGCAGCUUACUUUGUAUAGCGUCUCUGCUUCCUGUUAUCUGCUCGUAUCAGUUAAUGGACUGUUUCAUAACACUGAAAUAAAAUAUGGACUUAAAAUGUUUGUUCACCAUCACGGACAAAGAGUUGAUAUUUAUUAUGUUGUCAGCUUUAAAAACUGUUUCAGAGACAAAAAAAGUCUAAAUAGUUUUCUAACAGUUUGGCCUUUCAUCUUAAAUCCAUAAAUCCUUAAAUCCUAUGGCAUGCAGUUAUUGUGGUAACAUUGACUUGUAACUUGUACAGCAUGACACAAUAAAUGUACAAUUUACCCAGAUAACGUUUGGAAAGUUGAUAUGCUAACAUGUUAGCAAUAAGUUUGAUUUUCCAUAACUGAUUUUAGUUUAUAUUUUCCUUUUUAAUUUGCAGUAAUGUUUCUCCAUAUCAAGCUUUUCAUUUUCACUUUACAUUUCCAUAUUUCCAUUUUUCAAUAUUAUUUGUCAUACUUUGUAACAAUAAAUCGAUAACUUGACUGGUCAUUUGACCAAAAAACAUGUGCAAUCAAUUCUGAUUAUUGAUUGUUAUGCAGAAAUGCCAUGCCACACAUUGCCAAAAUACACAGCUUUAAGGAAAGCAUCAAAUCUUUUUACAUUUGAGAACCAGCCAACCAGUAGACUUGGCUUGGCUGACACUAGUGA